GAGCCAGCCGCUGUUCUGACUGCUUGCUCCAGAGAGUGGGAACAUCGGAGAAGGCGGUCUUAUUUACAGAAGACCCCGCUCCCGCUCUCCGUUAGCUAAGUACAAUUCUUCUGGGGACAUUGCCAUCACGAGUUGCACCGUUUUUCUGGAAGACACCCCACUGUUGUUGCGUUGACCUUUCCCUCAUUCCCAGGUCCUCCGGAGUUAUGUCAACAGCUGCCUUACUUACUCUGGUUAGAAGUGGUGGGAACCAGGUGAGGAGAGGAGCGUUGCUCCGCGCCCGCCUGCUGCAGGAGGACAGGUGGGUGACGCCCGCGUGCCACAGCUGCACUUCAGAGCUCAGGUGUUCUCGCUUUGACCCUGAUGGUAGCGGACGACCAGCCACCUGGGAUAAUUUUGGCAUCUGGGAUAACCGCAUCGAUGAGCCGAUUCUGCUGCCACCCAGCAUUAAGUAUGGCAAGCCGAUUCCCAAAGUCAGCCUGGCGAACGUGGGCUGCGCCUCGCAGAUUGGCAAACGAAAAGAGAACGAAGACCGCUUUGGCUUUGCUCAGCUGACAAACGAGGUCCUGUACUUUGCGGUGUAUGAUGGCCACGGCGGACCUGCGGCGGCCGACUUCUGUCACACUCACAUGGAGAAAUGCAUCCUGGAUUUGCUUCCUAAGGAGGAGAACUUGGAAACUGUGUUGACCUUGGCUUUUCUAGAAAUAGAUAAAGCCUUCGCAAGGCAUGCCCAUCUGUCUGCUGAUGCAACGCUUCUGACCUCUGGGACUACUGCAACAGUAGCCCUAUUGAGAGAUGGUAUUGAACUGGUUGUAGCCAGUGUUGGGGAUAGCCGAGCUAUUUUGUGCAGGAAAGGAAAACCCAUGAAGCUGACCAUUGACCAUACUCCAGAAAGAAAAGAUGAAAAAGAAAGGAUUAAAAAAUAUGGGGGUUUUGUAGCUUGGAAUAGUUUGGGACAGCCUCACGUGAACGGCAGACUUGCGAUGACAAGGAGUCUUGGAGAUUUGGAUCUUAAAACCAGUGGUGUGAUAGCAGAACCUGAAACAAAGAGGAUUAAGCUACAUCACGCUGAUGACAGCUUCUUGGUCCUCACUACAGAUGGAAUUAACUUCAUGGUAAACAGUCAAGAAAUUUGUGACUUUGUCAAUCAAUGCCACGAUCCCAAUGAAGCAGCCCAUGCAGUGACUGAACAGGCAAUACAGUAUGGUACUGAAGAUAACACUACUGCAAUAGUUGUGCCUUUUGGUGCUUGGGGAAAAUAUAAGAACUCUGAAAUCAACUUCUCCUUCAGCAGAAGCUUUGCCUCCAGUGGACGAUGGGCCUGAUGGCUUGCUGGGACUCAUAGUUUCUAUGCAACAGUUUUUCACUGAGUGUGUCAAGAAACUGAUUAGAUUUUAAAAAGUCAGCUGUACCGAGGUGACCCUAGGACUCCCUAACUAGAUCAGUACACAAAUCAGUAUAAACUUAGUAACCAUCUACUACAUAGUAGUUUUUCAUAAAUAUCUGUCAUAUUUAUGUUCAACUAAUGGUAUAUACUCAUUAUAAAUAUGUGUAAUUCAACUGUUGUGAAUAGUCUUUGAGUUGAGUGAGCAAAUUAAAAAUGAUUUUGAUACACUUGCUGAGUGUUAAAUUUCUAAUUUUUAAAACUUUUAGGCAGCUAUGAGUUUCUUUUGAUCAUUUCUGAUCUUUAUUCAUUUGAUCAGGUUCUUGCCUUCAAGUUCUUUAAAACUAGUCAAUAUUUUGACAGCUACUCAAUGUGUUAUCUGCAAGUGUUUAUUUUUAAUAACUGUACCAAGCAGUAAGUAUGAAAACUGAGUUCUCUGUUAUUAUAUUUUGUAUUCUGGAUCACUUACUGGUGAAUGUAACAAUGCAAAAGAAAUUAAUUCAGCUAACAUGACACCGCUAAAUUGUAUACAUAUGUACAAUAGUGGACUUAAUGUAUUUCAACUGUGUCACCAGGUCUCUCCUGCCCCACUCAAUUCAUUCCUAUAUUUCUUAGGUAAGAAUGCUAUAUAGCUAUGACUAUUCCUUCACAUCAGAAAAGAAUGUGCAGGCUAAGAGUUCUUUGUUCAAAGCUAUACAGAGUUAAACACUGAUAGUAUCAAGUAUUUUGUAUAAAGUUUCCACUUGUUAUCUCUAAUUCUAUGUUUUGUGUUUUGUAUAUAGUAUGUUUAUAUUGCUUCUUGUAUAGAGUAAGCAAGUCGGAUAAUUUGUCAGUAAAAAUAAUCCCACUGAUUAUUUACUGAUAAUUGCUACAGACAUAGCUUGAGGUUUAUGUCUCCUUUUUCUAAGACUCAUAGGAAAGAAUAAAUCUAAAAAAAAAAAAGCAUUAUCUAUUUCAGCUUGCUAUGUAAUUUAGGAGUAUAAAAUUAUAUUUCCUUAUAUCUGCAUGUAAGUUUGCCGUUAACAUGUGAAUCUCUAAAUGUGUGUAUGGAAUUAUAUCUGCAGCUUAUUUCUGCAGACAGUGUACAUUUGUUAUAUGUGUAGGUGCUUGUACAUAUGUAUAUUUUGCACUAAUGGAAAGUGAAAGGGAACAAUCCUGCAUCGCUCCUUCACCAGUUUACUUUAAAUUAUUGAUAUGCUUAUCUCUAAGUACUCUUGACAAACAGAGAAGUUUUAGAGUGGAGAACCAAUGGUUACUGGGAGAUAAGGAAAUAGAUUAAAAAUGGCUGUAGGAGCUAUUUUGUAGUGGGUAACAUAUGUGAAAAAACCUAAAAAGAACAGCAUGUUGAAACUACAUUGCUGUAUCAUAUUGCAUAGAAAAUAAUAGGAUGUGAGAAAAAUGCUGAAGUGUUAAGAAUGACGUGGAAUUUUGUUGAAACUAAAGAAAAACGAAAAUGAUAAAGCUGAUGUACCUUCAACUCAUAGUUUUCAAGUUGACUUUCUUUUCUUUAAGUUUUAUUGAAGGCUUAUUAGAAGGAGUAGGGCACAAUAUACAAGGGUGAGUCAAAAAUUAUCCGCACGCCAGUUAUAUUAAAACUUCUGUAAAUUCUACAACUGGAGGGUGGAUAAUUUUUGAUUCACCCUCAUAAAUAUUCACAUCUUCUCACCUUUUUGGAAAUGGAAGAAAAUAAAUCUUGAGUUUUCCUGCCUGUAUAAAUCAGGAAUUGUUCUUUGGGAAAAAGUAGCAUGGAAAUAUUUCAAGUUUGUUUUUUUUUUUUCCAAGGAAGUUUGGUAAAAGAAAAACAUUACAAGAAAGAAUAUGGUCUCCUAUUUAUUGACUGGGAAGUGAGGAACAAAAGGUAAGCUAAGAAAGCUGGAAGACUCUCUCGCUUUUUCUGAGUAGGGUCUUGGGACAGGAACAUGGACGCUGCAUUUAGGAGUAUGGAGAGUUUCCAAACUAACAAGCAAACAAACUCUAAAGCACAAGACGACCUUCUAAAACCGUAGGUUUUAUUUUUGUUUUGAAUUCUUCGCAUUGCUAUUCCUCUCUUUUCCUUUAAAAAACAAGGGUGGGAGUGAUGGUGUUGAGUUCAAAGGUCGAAGAGUCACUGAUGCACUGGGAGGAUUGCCAGCUGUGACAGAGAAGAAUUUGUAGGACAUGUAGGCCUUGGUCUGCGGUAGAUUUUGCUCUGCUCCACCUGAAAGUUUUUAAAACCUGAAACUAGUCAGCUUUAACUAAAGCAUAAAAACACACUAGUGUUUGUUUUUCAAGCCACAAUGUUGAAGUAUACUUUAUAGAUUAUUAUAAUCCAUAAAAGAUAACCAUACGUGUAUUAGGCUUCUAUGUCUAUUACUGGAAAUUAUGCAAAAAGUGGGACAAAAGGACUAUUCUAAAUAGUUUUUUAGUUAUAACUGUGAAUAUGCCAUGUGGCUAUUACCAUGUGGGUAUAGGUAUGGUGUAAAUUAUAUUAAUGUAAUUAAACUUAAAUCAAUUGUAUUUAUGUGUGCCUUUCAUUUCUAUGUAGUGUAUAAUAAAUCAUCUUUCUAAAAUAUGUUGCCAAACUUUAUUUGCCAACAUACAUGUUUUGGUGAAAUAUUCUUAAAAUCGUGAUUUUCCACAAGUAUAAAUUCUUAAGUACCUUACAUAUUCAAGUAUAAAUGCAGUCCUGCUUUCCAUCCACCGUUUAUUUGUUCCAGACACUUUGUGUUAAGUGCUUCAAAGUUUUAUGCAUUUUUUUCUGGAGGAAAAAAAAAGUUUUGGCAGGAUGUUUUGAAUUUCUGUACUCUAUGAUGGGAACAUUUAAGUUCCAUUUAAAAAUUACUUUGAAGAAUUGUUAGCAUUUAAUUUAAAUAGAAAUUAUUUCUUCAAAGUGGAAUUUAAUUUUUUUAAACAAAUCUUGGCAGAGAAUGAGUAGGCCUAAUGCUAACUCUUCAGUAUCAGAUAGGAAAUUUAGUUUCCUUUCUAAGAAUGGGCAAGGAUUUAAUUUCAUGGUAAUAUGAUAAGAAAAUGCUUCAAGGUGGAGUGGGGGAAGGGAUGGUUAAAGUUUAGCAUUGAACCCUUAAACAUGUAUUUGUGUUUUCCUUUAGCACUUCAGUUGUUUACAUACGUGUGUCUGUGGAAAGUGACAACAUUUUGAUUGGGUUACAUUUUAUUGUAUUUAUUAUAUUCACUUAUCUGGAUGACUUCAGCAGAAAUAAAAAGUCAUGUCUUUAGAAGCCCAGCUGUGAUGACCUGCCUGUUGCUCUUGGCAUAUGGAAUGAGACCGUUGACCCUCUGGCAGCUCCACUUGGUUGUCAGAUGGUUGAAAUGGUCCAUUGAUGGUCAUAUUGAGCAUUCUAGGCUGUGAAGUCAUGGCGUUGUUCCAUCUCCAAGCAUGACUCCUCUUCCACUGGAUUCCUGUACAGAAUUUAGCAGCUUGCUGUGGCCCAAAUUAGUUUCUGCCUAAGUGCUCAUGUGUACAUUUGUUUUAUAAUUUACCAAAGUACUAAUCGGGUGUAUAGCACUUCUGUAGUGGGUUGAUGUAAUUGCUGCUUUGACCAUUGUUUUAAAAGUAUGUAUUACAGUAACUGUAAGCAUAAUGAAACCAUAUGUCAGUGUUCAAAGCAAAAUUUAAAUAAAGUACAUACA
Molecule: messenger RNA, 5011 nt
Organism: Hippopotamus amphibius kiboko
Lineage: Eukaryota; Metazoa; Chordata; Mammalia; Artiodactyla; Hippopotamidae
Gene: PPM1K
Product: protein phosphatase, Mg2+/Mn2+ dependent 1K
Exons: 7
Coding region: 207-1325 (372 amino acids)
Biological process (GO): protein dephosphorylation
Molecular function (GO): cation binding; protein serine/threonine phosphatase activity
Source: RefSeq, a predicted model, not a curated record